UUUUAUCUAAACUAUAUUAUAACUGUUUAAUGUAGGUUAUUCGUUAUUAUAACACCAACCGUUGUAUAAUAUAUAUUAUAUAGGUACUCACAUCGAUCAAAAAUAUACACUAAACAAACAACAAAUGAUUUUUUUCCAGAUGAACAAGAAUCUUCUGCUGAUGAAAAUUCAUUAUUUUGUGGGAAUUGGUGGUUAUGCGCCACUCAUACCAUUCCUGCCGACAAUGGCUAAACAACGUGGAUAUUCGUCGUUCAUUGUCGGUUUCAUUUUCGCUUUAAUGCCGAUCCCGGGGAUGUUAGCCAAAGUGAUUUUCGGAUCGAUUACGGAUAAAUACAAUUGUCGCCGGUUGGUAUUUGUUUUAAGCGCAAUUUUAACGUCACUAUUGGUGUUAAUAAUGUUAUUAAUACCUAACACGAAUACCAAUGAAGAAAUAGACGACUCGGAUGCGAUUAGGUCGCCGUUGUUUUGGUUAUUUUGGACUACAGUCACAUUAUUCGCGACGACGGCAACGAUCAAGAAUGUUUUGGAGGAUACAAUUUGUAUGGAUCUAUUAGGUGAAAACAAACAUCAAUAUGGUGGACAGAGGUUGUGGGGAUCCAUUGGUUAUAGUUUGUUAGCCAUCGCUUCUGGUUUAUGUGUAGACUGGUAUAGCAAAGAACAAGAGUUCAAAAAUGAUACACCUUGUUUUGUAAUUGCAUUGAUAUGUUUCAUUUUGGAUAUAUUUGUGGUGUCAAACAUUAAGGUUGUACAAGAAAGUCCGUAUACCAAGAGGGUAUCAUCUGAUGUCAAAAAAUUGCUAACUGAAGUUAGAAUUUUAGCCUUUAUCGUUUGGGUUGUAUUAUUUGGAUUUUUCGUUUCGUUCAUAUGGAACUUUUUAUUCUGGUACCUGGAAGAUUUGUCGAUGUUGUAUCACCCUGAAACAAAAUCUUGGAUAAAGACACUUCAAGGACUAGCUAUACUAAUCCAAUGUUUCGGCGGUGAAGUGCCUUCAUUCUUUUUAUCAGGUUAUAUACUGAAACGCGUAGGUCACAUGAACGUGUUUUCUGUAAUGUUUUUUGUGUACGCGUUGAUAUUUUUCCUGUUUUCAAUCAUCGAAAAUCCUGUUUACGUUUUACCGGUCGAGAUACUCAGUGGCGUAGCGUUUGCGUUGUUCUACUCUGGAGCCAUUUCGUAUGCUGAUCUUUUGUCUCCUUCCGGUGCCGAAGGAACGGUUCAAGGAGUCGUCGGAACAGCUUUGACGGGAAUAGGAACGCCCAUUGGAAGCUUCGUUGGUGGCUACAUGUUCAAAAUGAUCGGCAGUAUUGCAUCCUUCAAAAUAUUAAGUGUGCUUGUUCUAAUCACGUGUAUCGUACAAAUCAUAGUCAAUCAGAUGAUAAAUCGUUUUUCGAAUAAUAGUAAUAUCAAAACAACUUCUUCUAAAGGUCAACCAGAAGUUGGAAUCGAUUUUAAGUUAUAGUUUAUUAUAAUUACACAUUUAGUGUUCACCAAAAUAUUUGAACAAAGCCCAUUUUUUAUACAUUUUUUUACUUUCCAUGCGCCAGUUGCAUGUUUAUACUGUAGUAUAUUUUGUAUGUUUGUAUUAUUAAAAAUAACAAUAUAAUAAAAUAUAAUUUUAAUGCAA
Myzus persicae (green peach aphid) is the source of this 1621-nucleotide messenger RNA. Its product is annotated as major facilitator superfamily domain-containing protein 6-like. The transcript is spliced from 7 exons. The record is from RefSeq and is a predicted model, not a curated record. The coding region runs from base 125 to 1456 and encodes 443 amino acids. Lineage: Eukaryota; Metazoa; Arthropoda; Insecta; Hemiptera; Aphididae. Gene Ontology annotation, molecular function: transmembrane transporter activity. Gene Ontology annotation, cellular component: membrane.